UGUAGCCCAGAGAGCAGUUGUGCCCUCUGGUUCCCAGUGCCUGUAUGAACAUCUUACAGCCCUCUCUGCACUGCAGAACAGCCUGAACAUGACAUGGGAAUAUCCAUGCAACCACCUGCUAAAAACCAAACCAUGUACAUUACACAAGGCACUGCAAAUAAAUAGCUCCAGGAAAAGAACAACAACAAAAAAAUACCCCACAUUUGUGUUUGCAGGGACAGUAGGCAGUAUUUCAGCAAUCAUGGCAAGUAUUUCUAACUAAAAAUUUGAUGAUUCCCAGACUUCAGCAUUUGACAAGGGGCUGUUAAAGCCUCUUGAGCAGUAAAUCACCUCUCUAUCAGUAAUCUUAUUAUAAUAUGAGUAGAAAUGUCGAAUGUUUAAAUCCCACUCUAUUACUAUAAUAAUGGAUUUGAUUUUUAAAACAUAUAAAGUGAGGCUAUAACUGUUCUGGAGGGAGAUAUCUGUCAUCCCACUGUAUUUAUAUAAUUUCCUGAUGGCUUUGCCACAUAUUUUGAAUGGAAGAAGGAUUAAAAACAAUCCCACUUGCAAGAUUUUUGUGAUUGGGAAUGGAUCACAAAAAUGUGGAAAUUGUUACUAAAAAAAUCACCCUGAACUUCGCAUUCAUGCAAAACAAAUAUGUAGGUGUUUAUCUGUGACUUGCUCCAUCCCGGCCCUCUGCUGCUGCCAGAAAAGCCUUGCUUCCAGCUGCACAAUCAGUAUUAUCACUAUGAGCUAUUUUUGGCUCCUGAGUGCAUCUCAGCAGCGUCAUCCUUCCCACGCCAGCCCUGGUACGAAGGACACAAACUCUUCCUUGCACUCCCUCAUCCUCGCUGCCGCUCCCGUCUGCGCGGAGCCGCCGCCGGCUCCGUCCCCACUCACAGGGGUCUCCAGACACUUUUCCCUGGUCCUUCUCAUCUUCCCAGGCAGGAGGCUUUCCAUCCAAAUCUUCAUGUGGGAGGCUUCAUGUUGGCAUCCAGAGUACAUGUCCCAAAUAUGUCCAGCCUCACUUUCUGACCCUAGUGCCCAAGAGCUGCGGACAGAUGAGAGUAGCUGUCCUCCUUCCAUACUGAGAAAAAGGCCACCUGUGGACCAAGCUGUGGGGGAAAAGCGGAGAGCAGAGAGAAGGGUUCGAUUUCGUGAGCCAGAAGAAGUCAUUGAACAUGUCAUUUCCUGCUGUGACUACGUAGUGGCAGAUGACAGGACAUCAUCUGGAUUGCCUGUGCUCCUGUGGCUCUUGUUUUGUGCAGUGCUGAUCCUUGCUGCGAGUCUCUACUACACCAGCAUGAAGCAAGAUGUCAAAGUCCUGGAGGAAUUUCAAUCCCGACUUGUCAUCUUCUUUCUUCACAUAAGACACGUUGCUCAGAGGUGCUGGACUUGGUUUAUGAGGCAGUAGCAGUGUCCUCCAGCCUGACACUGCUAAGAAACAUCAGUGCAAAGCUCCCAGCCUACUGCAGCCACAUGCAAGGAACACAUGAGCAUCCACCUCAAAGAGCAAGAAAAUCACCCCUGCUGUUCACCAUCCAGCAAACACUUGUUCUCCUUUUUCCUUCUUUGCAAUUUGUUUUUUUUUUCCUUCUUCACAUAAAUGAACAUUCAUACUAAUGCCUUGAGGUCCCACCAAACUCGUCCUCCGUCACCCUGAACAGCAAACAAGUAUCUGGAUUUAGUGACCCAGAGUUUAUAACUGCUAAUAUGAGGAGCAAAAGCAGAGAGAGAAAUACAGCAAAGUCUUCUGAGUCUCAGGUCAAGGGUUUCGAUAUCAAACUAUCUUUCUCCUCAAGUCUCCUAAGAAUAAUUCUGCAAAAGUCAAAAUAAAGCUGAGCUAUUGCACAGACUGCUCUGGUGGCCAAAGGCUUGGCAAGCUGCUAUAUUUAUACACCUGAAAUGAUUAUUAGUAAAAUCCCAGAAAAUGGCUUUCUUGUUUCCCUUCAUGCUUUUUUUUAUCCUCCAUGGGCAAAAUCUGGUUCUUAAUGCUUCACUUGAGUCCCAGGUGUGAAAAAGAACACAGAAACUCAUUAAACAGAAAAUGGUUUAUUUGCCUAACGUAAUAAAUAGAAGCAAUGAAACACAGGUUAAUCAUCAAAUCAGUAGUUUAAUCCUCUGGGUUUGAUUCAGUCCAUAAACCCCACAAGCUGACAUGAAAGAUUUAUGAUAGUGCUUUUAUUCAGACAGAGGUUGUGCCUGAGUGUUCAAGGCCUUAUAUCAUGAUAAUAUGGACUGCUUAUGAGGAUGUUGGAUGCAUAGUUCCUUUAUCACUCCACUGUCCCAUCAUACUCUGCAUUUCUCUGAAAGGAAUCCUUUCAAUGGAGUACAUGUGAAACAGUGCUCUGGGUAUCUGAGAGGAGAACAAAUGACUGCAAGUUCAUGAGCUUCAAAGAACCAGCACAAGCACAACCAGAUUUUAGACCUUAGACUCUGCUCAGCUAGCACCUGAUAUGUGCUUGGAGUUAUUUUCUAUGGCAAGAUUGACAUCAGAAUCUGUAAGAGACGAAGUAAAAGGGAAAAAAGGGGGAGAAAAGGGAGAAAAAACACUGCGGAGAAGAUGAAGAGAUGUCUGCAAGACAUUGCCUUAUAUUCCCCCUGCCAUUGCAACCAUCAAAAAGAAAAAAUGGUGCUUAAUUUCCAGUUACUUUUUAAAAAGAGGGCCAUACAUCUGCCCCAGCAACCUUCUCCCAGGCAGUCCAAGGAUUUUAACCAGGAGAGGAUAAACAGGAACACAACAUGCAGCCUUCUCCGAGAAGAAAAGGGGGUAGCACUUGAUUGAAAACAAGUCAGAAAAAAUGCAGUCUAAGGCAGAAAGAAAUGCCUUCAGUGGCUACUCUCAUGCCCUUCUUAAGCUGUCAAAGCCACAGGUGUGGCAUUGGACAUGAGCUGGCCUGGAAAACAGAGAUUGCUCUGGCCUGGGAAGCAGAGGGUGCUCUGGUCUGGGAAUCAGGGAUUUCUCUGGCCUGGGAAGCAGAGGGUGCUCUGGUCUGGGAAUCAGGGAUUUCUCUGGCCUGGGAAGCAGAGGGUGCUCUGGUCUGGGAAUCAGGGAUUUCUCUGGCCUGGGAAGCAGAGGGUGCUCUGGUCUGGGAAUCAGGGAUUUCUCUGGCCUGGGAAGCAGAGGGUGCUCUGGUCUGGGAAGCAGAGGAUGCUGCAGGAGCAGUGUUUGGCUCAGGGGCUGUGUGCUGAUCACUCAGGUACCCCAGCUCUGAGGAUAAGUCCCACCACUGUUUCCCUCCCUUUUACCCUGUCUCAGCCCUGCUAUUUAGGUAAUAAAGAAGAAAUGUUUUAAA
Molecule: messenger RNA, 3275 nt
Organism: Catharus ustulatus (Swainson's thrush)
Lineage: Eukaryota; Metazoa; Chordata; Aves; Passeriformes; Turdidae
Gene: C6H14orf180
Product: chromosome 6 C14orf180 homolog
Exons: 4
Coding region: 728-1393 (221 amino acids)
Source: RefSeq, a predicted model, not a curated record